Messenger RNA from Cavenderia fasciculata, 1707 nucleotides. RefSeq lists its product as uncharacterized. The record is from RefSeq and is a predicted model, not a curated record. Lineage: Eukaryota; Evosea; Eumycetozoa; Acytosteliales; Cavenderiaceae. The transcript is spliced from 2 exons. Bases 1 to 1707 code for a protein of 568 amino acids.
AUGUGUAAUAAUGAUAAAACAUAUAGUAGUUUAAAAUGUAUUAUAAAUAAUAAUUUAUUGAGACAUAGAAUAUUUAGAGAGGUUCAAUUCAUACAUAGUCACUUAUCAACGUUGAAGAAGGAAAUAACAGAUAGAGCGCAAGCAGAGGAGAAGAGCAACAACCAAUUCAGCUCAAUCUUUUUCAAGAAAAGAGAUAGAGUUGUAAUGAGAUACAAAUGGGUCGAUAUUAUAAAGGAUAUCAGACUAUUGACUUUGUUUAAAUGUUGGGAGUACGUUAAAACAAAGUUCAUCUUCGAACAAGAAGAAAAGUACAAGAGAGACUUUGCAGAGGUCAGAGGAUUCGUAAUUCCUGAUUUAAAGAGAAUCAUAAAGUAUGCUUCAAGAGAUCGUAGAAUGGAUGUUAUUGAAACCAUCUAUACUCGAUAUAAAAGUAUUCAUCAUGAAGUCACCUACUACAUCCUCCACUAUGCUUCAUUGUAUGAUAUCAAGAAUCAAAGAGACUAUAUUAUUACAACACACAACAACAUCAAUGAAAGAAUAUUAGAUUCAGUCAUACAACAUUAUCAUUCAGAUUGUCCUCAUAUUGAUUCGGAAGAUGAAGAGUAUCCUUUUGAAGAGUCGUUCUCUGACUUGUCGUUUAAACAACAAGAUACAUUUACAACAUUUCGUUAUGAUCCAGAUGGACAUCGAUGGAAUAUAGAUGAAAACGUGGAAUUAAAGGAUGGUAUUACAUUCGAGAAUGUUGAAGGGUAUUUGAGAAAGGCACUUGGAAACAACAACUUGGCAAUGACACAACAACUCUUUUCACAUUCGUUGGGUCUCGCUCUUAACCCAUCGGUUAUUUUACGUACCACUAUUGACAAUCUUGCUUGGAUGACAUUGGAUGUAUUCAAGAUAGCCUUUAUCGAUGGUGGUCUAAAGACAUCGUUGUUGGGUACAAAAGAUAAUUGUUUGUCGAUUUUGGAAGAGUGUAUCAAAAACAAAACCAACUCUAAUGAUACCAAUCAAAUCUUUUGUUUGGAUAAAUCACUAAAGAGACUAUUGGAGAAACAAAUAUCACAUUUUAAAUCAUUUGAAAUGUUAAAGUUUAUUCUAGACAAUAAUCCUGAUUUUAAAUUGGAUUAUUCAUCGUAUGGGUAUACUCAACAAGACGUCUUUAAUCUAUUUGUCAGUCACAAAAGAUCAAGACUUCUUCCACAAGUAGUUAGAUAUCUAGAAUCAAAAGGUAUUAUUUCAUCGAUUCGAGACGUCGAUUAUAACCUACUCACGGUUUAUCUACAACCAAGGUUACCGGUAGAUUCACCCGACCCCGUUCACAUUGAUUUAGAUUUUAUCAUUCAUCUUGUUGAAUGUGGUCAUUUACCAACUGAAGCACUCUACCAACAAUGUAUAGAACAUGGUAAUAUAAUGGAUGUAACAAGGUACUUGGCAUUUAAUGGUAAAUGUAAAUUAGUUGUCAUCAAGGACAUGGUCACUUGUACAAUGUCUCUUGUUAGACCACACAUUUUAGAAUUAGUUAUUUCGGUUCAUGGUCUAGAUACAAUUGCUCCAACCAUCAUUUCAAAACUCAAAGACAGAAAUCAAGAUAUCUUCAACAACAAUCCAAAUCAACCAAUCCUAAAUCCCGCUUCAAUUGAUCCAUUUGAUUUAUCUCUAUAUUACAUCAACUCACUUUUAUUUAAAUAUAAUAUAACUAUUAAAAAAUAA